AUGGAGGCGCUCAGAUCGGUCAUGGGGUUCUACGGCUGCGACUAUUCCGAGCCUGAGGUGCAUGACCUUGCACAUGUGCUCUCGUACCAGGCGGAAAAGUCGGUAUACCCCAUUACUUCGAGGGAGGAAGCACUCUCCAGAGACAUAGGGUGGGUAGACAAACUUUUCAUAAUCAACUACAGCAGACUGGGUCACCACAUAGAGAGUUUUAAUGAGGAGCCUCAGACUAGCACGUGCUCCAUGUAUCUCUUCAACUUCUCCAAUUUGAUGUCGAAGCACGAUUGA
This is a messenger RNA of Colletotrichum siamense, 285 nucleotides long. RefSeq lists its product as uncharacterized. The transcript has a single exon. NCBI's taxonomy places the organism in Eukaryota, Fungi, Ascomycota, Sordariomycetes, Glomerellales, Glomerellaceae. The record is from RefSeq and is a predicted model, not a curated record. Bases 1 to 285 code for a protein of 94 amino acids.